Molecule: messenger RNA, 1239 nt
Organism: Tripterygium wilfordii
Lineage: Eukaryota; Viridiplantae; Streptophyta; Magnoliopsida; Celastrales; Celastraceae
Product: glyoxylate/hydroxypyruvate reductase HPR3-like
Exons: 2
Coding region: 6-992 (328 amino acids)
Cellular component (GO): cytosol
Molecular function (GO): hydroxypyruvate reductase [NAD(P)H] activity; glyoxylate reductase (NADPH) activity; NAD binding
Source: RefSeq, a predicted model, not a curated record
UUUCCAUGGCUUCUCAAGAAGACCAUCAAUCACGAGAUUUCCCAAAAGUGCUGCUUUUGAAGCCCAUGAGCACUCUCAUUGGUGAACAACCAUUUACGUCCACCAAGUUCCAAUAUUUGAAGGCCUACGAGUCACCUCUAGCUCUGCAUCAGUUCUUGGCCACUCACGCACAAGAGAUCCAGGCAAUCCUCUCCUACGACAGCGCCCCUGUUAACGCGGAGAUCCUCCGCCAGCUCCCUAAUGUGCGUGUGGUCGUCACCACCACCGCUGGCGUAAACCAUAUCGACCUGCCCGAGUGUUGCCGCCGUGGCAUUAUUGUUGCCAAUUCGGGCGAUAUUUAUUCAUCUGACGUGGCGGACGUGGCCGUGGGUUUACUGAUUUCUGUGUUGAGGAAAAUCACCGCUGCUGAUCGGUAUAUGAAGCAAGGGCUUAGGGCUGCCAGAGGAGAUUAUCCUCUUGGUUCUAAGUUGGGAGGCAAGCGAGUUGGGAUUGUCGGACUAGGACACAUUGGAUCCCUAGUUGCUAAAAGGCUUGAAGCUUUUGGAUGCCAAAUAUCUUACAACUCCAGGAAGAAAAAACCCUGUGUCUCGUACCCCUUUUAUGCAGAACUACGAGAACUUGCAGCUAAUAGUGAUGCCCUUAUUGUUUGCUGUGGAUUGACUGAAAAAACUUAUCACAUGAUUGAUAAGGAAGUAUUAGCCGCUCUAGGGAAGGAUGGAGUAAUCGUUAAUAUUGGGCGCGGGCCUAUAAUCGAUGAGAAGGAAAUGGUGCGACGUUUGGUGCAAGGAGAGCUUGGAGGUGCUGGUUUGGAUGUGUUUGAGAAUGAGCCUGAUGUUCCUAAGGAGCUCUUUGCAUUGGACAAUGUUGUGAUGACACCACAUAAUGCAGUACUUACACCGGAAUCUUUGAAGGAUGUAGCGAAACAUGCGGUGGGGAACUUGGAAGCUUUCUUUGCAAACAGACCAUUACUUUCUCCAUACAUGGAUGAAUGAAUUGAGUUUGCUGUUUUAUCCAUCGGCAUCGAUACGCCAGUAGUCUAUUCGGUAGUUCUGUUUAUUCUGUUAAUUGGAGGUGAAUUUCUCUUUUGUUUUUUAACUAUUAAGUCAUGACAAACAUAUUUGAAGGAAGAUAUAUCAUAUGUGUCCCCAAUCAGAUACAUUGUCUGAACCAGUCCCUAUUUUUUCUUAACCAAAUUUCUCAUAUGUUGUGUUUUUAUGUAAUUGGUCUUCAGUCCGUGUG